Bemisia tabaci is the source of this 2118-nucleotide messenger RNA. Lineage: Eukaryota; Metazoa; Arthropoda; Insecta; Hemiptera; Aleyrodidae. The record is from RefSeq and is a predicted model, not a curated record.
GGGGGCCCGGCUAUUUUUUCUGUUCCUCGGGUCUAUGUACCCGGCAGUUCUUUUCUUUCAUUCAAGCCCCGAGCGAUUUUUUCACCAAUUUUGUCCGCGGUCCAAAACUGUGCCAUUCACUUUUGUCAUCGGACAGAGCGUUUUAUCAUAGUUAACAGGUCUCGUGUGAGUAAAUCCCUCAUUAAUAGCGCAUCGCCACUCGUUAAAACUGUGUUUAACACGGCUUUUCGCGUAGAGCGUGUUUGGAUAAACACGCCGUUUGACGAGGACGUUUGAUGUUUAUGCUCGACUGGGAAGAGAAUCAUCGAGAAAUUUCUUUGACGAGUCUUUCUUUUUGACGGGCUUGGAUUGGAUGAUCGAGAUACCUUGACACCAGGACAGAACUAUAUUUGUGUAGCUUGCUGGGUUCUAUAAUGAAAAGAGAGUGUCAAGUGUGCUCAGCUCCUGCCUCGUUCACAUGUCAAAACUGUGCGCAAACUCAUUACUGUGACAGGAAUCAUCAAAAAGAGGAUUGGCCGAAGCACAAACUCCAGUGUGCUCCUAUUUUGGUGGCACAUAAUGAGACACUCGGCAGGCACCUGAUAGCGGCGCGCCCUUUGCGCCAAGGCGAACUCCUCCUCCGAGAGCGCCCUCUGGUGGCGGGCCCGCGGGUGGGGUCGACACCAGUAUGCGUUUCCUGCUACCGGACCCUGCCGGGACCACGGCCGCGGUUGUGCGGGCGCUGCGGGGGCGCCUGGGUGUGCGGGGCGCCGUGCGAGGGGGGCGCCCACGCAGCCGAGUGCGCCGCCCUCCGAGGGCGCAACGUCGCCGUCAACGCCCAGUGGGUGCUCCCGCUCCGCUGCUACCUGGGCGUCAAGGGGUUGAAGACCGACCCGGAGCCGGACACGCGCUGGCAGGAUGUCCUCGGCCUCGAGACUCAUGAGAAGGAGAGGAGGGGCUCCGUCCGCUGGAGUGUUAUACAGCGGUUUGUGGUGCAGGAGCUGCAAGAAGCAGGAGUGAUCUCGAACGACGCCGAGCUGAUGCACAAACUGUGCAGCAUCAUAGACGUAAACAGUUUCGAAAUACGCGGGCCAGAAAACGCUAGCGGAAGGGCCGAAAGGCUCAAAGGCAUCUACCAGAAGGCCUCGCUCAUGUCGCACAGCUGCGUUCCCAACACUCAUCUAGCCGUGUCCAACGACUUUCAGCUGAUACUCAGGGCCGCUGUUCCAGUCGAAAAAGGAGAAAUCAUAUCCUUUAAUUAUACCGGACCGAUAAAGAGCACGACAGAGCGUCAAGACAUGCUGAGCGAGGAGAAAUACUUCUUGUGCCGCUGCGAGCGGUGCUUGGACCCGACUGAGCUGGGCACCCACAUGAACUCCCUCAACUGCCCGGCGUGCCACAAGGACGGCAUCCUCACCAAGCGCGAGACCGAGUGGACUUGCUCCAACUGCUCCAAGACCCUCAAAGACGACGUCGUGAGGACGACCAUCUUCGAGGCGCGGCGGGUGCUCGACACUUUGGACUUGCAAAACCAGAGAGCGCUCGAGACGGUUUUGGCCCGGUUCUCGAGGACGUUCCACCCGAACCACGCCAUCAUGAUCGAUCUCAAGCAGAUGCUCAUCGAGCGGUAUCGGUCCAACCUAUUGGUGGAAGUCAAGCCGUGUAAGAAGUUGCUCAGGAAGAAGAUCGAGUUGUGUCGGCAGAUAUUGCCGGUUAUUAGGCUGAUCGAGCCAGGAAUAUCUAGGCUAAGAGGUCUGACACUAUAUGCAUUCCAUCUCUCAAUAGUGCUAUUGGGGAACCGAGAGUUCGAGGCGCGGGAGAUCACUCGGAAGGAGCUCAUCUCGAAGUUGGAGGAGGCAGAGGCGUUCCUGAAGGAGGCGGUGUUCCACCUGAGCUACGAGCCCAAGUACUCUCCGGAAGGGAUCCUGUUCCAACAGGCGGAGACGGCCCUUAAAUGCCUCCAGGAGACCAUCACCGAGUACCAGGAGGACGAGAGGGCGCAGGAGCACCGCAACAAAGGCAUAAGGCGGGGAAAACGCCGAUGAGAAUGAGGAAGGUGAGGUUGAAAACGGGAUCUCAUCAAAAGCGCACGAUACUCUUCGACCGGCCGAUCAACAACUCCAAGACGCGUCUAACGCC